Messenger RNA from Cottoperca gobio, 1247 nucleotides. It is a transcript of the gene tbca, whose product is annotated as tubulin cofactor a. The record is from RefSeq and is a predicted model, not a curated record. Gene Ontology annotation, biological process: tubulin complex assembly; post-chaperonin tubulin folding pathway. Gene Ontology annotation, molecular function: beta-tubulin binding. The coding region runs from base 109 to 435 and encodes 108 amino acids. Lineage: Eukaryota; Metazoa; Chordata; Actinopteri; Perciformes; Bovichtidae. Gene Ontology annotation, cellular component: microtubule cytoskeleton; cytosol. The transcript has 4 exons.
CGAUUUAUCUGCGAGCAGCUUGUCAUGCCUGACUUGCUGCCGGCACAGCGUUCACACAGUUAGCCACCGCACGUUACUGCUGAGUAAUACCCAAAACAACCUACAGCCAUGGCAGAUCCAAGAAUACGGCAAAUCAAGAUUAAAACUGGCAUCGUUAAGAGGCUGGCGAAAGAGAAGAUCUCGUACCAAAAGGAGUUUACGCAGCAGGAGGAGAAGGUUGAGCGCAUGAAGCUUGAGGCAGGAUGUGAAUAUGUCCUCAGGAAACAGGUGGAGGUGUUGCAGGAGGCCAGAAUGAUGAUCCCAGACUGCCACCGUCGUCUGACCGUAGCACACGGAGACCUGCAGCAGUUAUUAGAAGCAGAAGAGGAUUUGGGCGAAUCAGAGGAGUACAAAGAGGCCAAAAACAUAUUGGACUCAGUGAAGCUUGAAGGAUGAUUCCUGAUCUGUUUCUGUUCUCACUGAGAGAUUCACUCGCUUUAAAUGUCCAUUCCUUUCGUCAGGCCCUAUUUGAAUGGAUUCAGUUUGCCUCCACGGUUCCAGAGUCUCUGUUCAUGAUGUAAUUAUUUCUACUGUUUACUGUUAACGUGCCACCACAUUUGAUCACACGCCUCCUGUGUGUAAAAUCCCACAAGAACACGAUAAAACAUUCAUUUUAUUACAGCAGUGGAGUAGCGGGUUUUUGUUAACAUUUCAUCUGUCGCACUCGUGCACGAUCUGGACUUCAUGCACGUUGAAGACGCACGUUUGUCUUUACUGCAAUUAUAACACGUUUUAAUGCCGUGCGUCCACUGCUGGAUUGAUUUGAAGUAGGAAGUUUACAAUGCUGACGAUUAGAAACGGUUUAAAUCACAUUUGAUGAAAUGACUGUUAACCUUAAUACUUCUCAGACACAUUUUGCAUUCCUUUUUAUAUCAGAGCUGUUUAAGCCCGCUGUACCUUCAUAGGCUCUAACCUUUGAUGAUGAUGCAUCCCCGAAUACUAACAAAAGCUGCAAGUAAUGAUUAUUUUUCAUUCUUUCGAUUUAAUCCUCUGGUUUGAGAAUCCUCUGCUUGAUUUGUCUGUGCAAAACACGAAUAUAUUCAUCCUAUGAUGAUGCAAAAACAGCUGACAAACAGCAAAUCAUCAUAUUUGAGAAUCUUAAAAACAAUAAGGGUUUGGCCUUUUUUUUUUAACUGAUUUAUUAAAACUGUUUUGAUUUGUAUUUUCUUUCGAUCUACUAAUCAAUAAAUAAACUGAUGGUUUCAGAA